AUAUUUGUCUCAAUUAUUAAAUAAUUUCUUUCCAAAUUUAAUUUUGCAAAUAUACUACUAAGAUGACAUGUUAUUAUUUUGUCAAAAUAUUAUUUAAUACUUCAAAAUUAAUUGCACAAUAGUUAGCAAUAUUUUACGAAAGAUCAUUAUGAAUCAAUUUUUAUGCAAAAUUUCUAUCUUAUGUAUAUAGAAUAAUAUAUUGAAUCAUAUAUACAAUUAUAUAUAGAAUAAAUGUACUGGUAUUUGGAAAUAGUGAUGGGAUAACGCAAAGUUUUCGGGGUGAGAGUGUCACCCGCUUAUUUCUGACAGCACAUUUCGCAGGCAAUAUUGAUCAAAUACGGUGGUUUCCUGCACGUAUCGCGGAGACACGCACACGGCACUCGACGCAAGGCGAAGACGUUCAGUUGAGCGUCCCCGACGACAACUGCGCGGAGCGAAUCCGGGAGAAAGAAAGAUUGCAUCGCGUGGAAAAUAUGUCCGAGCAGCAAGUGGAUUCGUCGUACGACUCGAGACCGGUAACGUCGACGAAGAAAUCGGAGAGGCCGCCGUUCAAACUGUGUUUUUCGCGAAACCAGCAGAUCGGGAAAUCCGACGCUCGCGUAUCAAAAACGAACGUGGACUUCGUCACACCAAAAUUCUACUCGCGGACACUCGAGGACGCGCGAAAUGCGGACGUAGGCGACACGCUCGAGAGACUCGCCGCCGAGCAAGAGAGGAGCCCGAGGAGGCUAUACCAGACGCCGUUAUUGACCAGCCACACUUACGGUUGGUGGCACGACCGGGGGAUACACCCAAAGGACACGCGGCUUGACUUUCACAAGAGAACGUCCGACCUGGUGAGCUUCCAGAUGAAAAUCUAUGCCGAGGAUCGAAAGCUGAAAGGCCUUAAGCAAUAAAAGAGGUGUCGAAGUCGUAAAUCAACUUUAUUUUAUCACUCGCUAUUGAUGUAAUAAUGUAAUUGUAAUAAUAGUAACUUAAUCAUUAAAAAAAAACGUGUAUGCCAGUAGAACGAUCUACUCAUUUUUCAAUCCUUCAUCUAUCGAAUGACCGAAAGACCUUUUAAUACAAGAGAUAUAGCUACUACCACACGCAAAAAAUGUAUUAUUACUCUACAUGUAUCCGUAAUACGUUCGAAUUCUUUGAGUUGACACAAUUAAAUUAAAAUAAAUGCGGAUCAGCAAUCUCAGUAACGACAGUUUUUGAGAUUUGAGCAAAUUGAAAAAUUAUUAUUGGAGCAUUUUUCAGAUACGUCCGUCAUAAUUGUUCGCCGAUCAAGAUACAGUUAGCAAACUUUUGCGUAGCAAUCAGCAAUGUUCUCUAAAUUGCUCGCGCAUGUGCGGCACGUUGAUAACUAAUGCUUUUAUAAAUGUAUGAUAAAAAUGCAGUCGUGUAUGCGAAAUAAGGUGUAAAAGCAUUCGGCAGAUCUCGGACCAGAAGUUUAAGUAAAGGAACCAAGUAAUUAGAUAU
Messenger RNA from Monomorium pharaonis (pharaoh ant), 1467 nucleotides. RefSeq lists its product as uncharacterized. The record is from RefSeq and is a predicted model, not a curated record. Bases 474 to 896 code for a protein of 140 amino acids. The transcript is spliced from 3 exons. NCBI's taxonomy places the organism in Eukaryota, Metazoa, Arthropoda, Insecta, Hymenoptera, Formicidae.